AUGUAAAAGUAAUUUUUUGAUAGAAUAGGAAUAGUGUUAAUAGUAGUUAGAAAUAAAAAUAACUAAUAUUUAGCUGUUUUAGAAACAAAAAAUAGAGGAUGGUGGUUACCAGGAGGUAGAGUUGAUCCUGGAGAAUAAUUUGAAAAGGCAGCUUUAAGAGAAACUCUUGAAGAAGCAGGAAUUAAUGUAACUUUGAAAGGAGUGUUAAGAGUUGAAUAAGACAUUGAUUAAUUUAGUUGUUUUAUGAGAAUCAAAAUAGUUUAUUAUGCAGAGCCAACUGAUUAAAAUUAAGUGCCUAAGAAAAUAGCAGACAAAGGUAUUAAAUAAUAACAAUUAAUUUUAAAUAGAAUCUGAAAUGGCUACAUGGGUUGAUUAUAAUAAAUUACAUGAAUUGGGAAAGACAAAAGAAGGUUGGAGAGGAUUAGAAUUACAAUAAUGGGCUAAUUAUAUUGAAUAAGGAGGGAAUAUUAUGCCAUUAUGUACUGUUAGUAAAGAGGGAGCAAAUGUAGAAAUGGCUAAACCAUUUACCAUAAAGGAAAUAAAAUAAAAUUGA
Messenger RNA from Paramecium primaurelia, 553 nucleotides. The record is from the annotation of a GenBank genome assembly. Lineage: Eukaryota; Ciliophora; Oligohymenophorea; Peniculida; Parameciidae.